AUGGAUAAUACAAGUCAGAUCCUUGCUGGAGACUUCUGUUUCCCGGCCAUGGAGGAUCAGACCAACGAAACGUCACACUCCGUCGUGCUAAUGGCAAGAGUCGUCGUUUCCGCCUGCAAUAUCAUUUUUUCGAUCACUGCUGCUUUAGGCAAUAUUCUCAUUUUUAUUGCUUUCCACAAGGAAUCUUCCCUCCAUCCGCCCUCGAAGCUCUUGUUUCGAUGUCUCGCUGCCACAGAUCUCUGCGUCGGCGUCAUUGCACAGCCGACGUUUGUCCUUUACCAACUAUCGUUAGUCGCCAGGCGUUUGGACGUUUGUUAUAUCGCCGCAUCUCUAUCGUAUAUUGCAACCACGAUCCUCUGUGGAGUGUCAUUGGCUACAAUGACCGCAAUAAGCGUGGACCGACUUUUCGCCUUGCUGUUGAAGAUGAGGUACAGACAAGUUGUAACUCUCAAGCGUGUUGGUCUGGCCGUCGUCUUCUUUUGGUUCCAGAGCAUUGCAGUCAGCAUGUUGGUAUUUGGAGACAGGCUUGUCUACCUCAGUUUAAGUUGUGCGUUAACAUUACUGAGCGUGGUGACUCCAACAUUUUGUUACCUGAAAAUUUUUUUCACACUUCGUCAGCAGAGGACACCGGUUUAUGUACAAGCCGUCUCCCUGUCCGAUCAAGGGCAGCCGAAGAAUCAAAAUAAUUCCCAAACCGGUACCACAUACAAGAGGACUGUAUCCAGUGCCUUGGUGUUCCAUCUUGUUCUUAUUUCAUGUUAUCUUCCUUACGCUGUAGUAAGAGUUACGGUGGCCAUAGUGGGAAGGAGGUUGUUAGUCUCAGAAGCCGUUGUGGCGUCCGUGGUGUAUCUUAAUUCGUCUUUAAAUCCGAUUUUUUACUGCUGGAAAAUAAAAGAAAUCAGACACGAAGUAAAGAAGGUCGUCCGACAAGCUUUUUGCCCACAACAAUGA
Orbicella faveolata is the source of this 951-nucleotide messenger RNA. Its product is annotated as adenosine receptor A3-like. Lineage: Eukaryota; Metazoa; Cnidaria; Anthozoa; Scleractinia; Merulinidae. Gene Ontology annotation, cellular component: membrane. Gene Ontology annotation, biological process: G protein-coupled receptor signaling pathway. The record is from RefSeq and is a predicted model, not a curated record. Gene Ontology annotation, molecular function: G protein-coupled receptor activity.